Messenger RNA from Emys orbicularis (European pond turtle), 1427 nucleotides. RefSeq lists its product as uncharacterized. The transcript is spliced from 7 exons. NCBI's taxonomy places the organism in Eukaryota, Metazoa, Chordata, Testudines, Emydidae. The coding region runs from base 39 to 845 and encodes 268 amino acids. The record is from RefSeq and is a predicted model, not a curated record.
CGCACCGCGGGGCUUCCCCGAGAGGCCCUGCCCAGGUCAUGACGUUUCUGAAGCUCUUUGGGCGAUUAAAAUCAGUUGUCAUUGGGAUGGUGCAUGUGGGGGCAUUGCCAGGGACACCACGGAGCAGUUUGCCAUUGACCCAGAUCACUGAUAAAGCCUGUCAUGAGGCUGAGAUUUACAAGGAUGCUGGAGUUGAUGGCUUGAUAGUGGAAAAUAUGCACGACCUUCCUUACACCGUUUAUGUUGGGCCAGAAAUAACUGCAGCAAUGGCAGUCAUUAGUGCUGCAGUGAAACACACCUGCCCACGUCUCCCAUUGGGUAUCCAGAUUCUGUGUUCUGCAAAUCAACAGGCUGUAGCUGUUGCUCUUGCUGCAGGUCUUGAUUUUAUCCGAGUUGAAGGGUUUGUUUUUUCUCAUGUAGCUGAUGAAGGGAUGAUAAAUGCCUGUGCAGGUGAUCUGCUAAGAUACCGAAAACAAAUUGGAGCACAGCAUGUUCAAAUUUUUGCCGAUAUUAAAAAGAAACACAGCGCUCACGCUCUGACAGCAGAUGUCAGUAUAUCAGAGACUGCUAAGGCUGCUGAGUUCUUCCUUGCUGAUGGGAUUGUAUUGACUGGAACAGCUACUGGAAUGCAGGCAGAUCCUAAAGAAUUGAAAGAAGUUGAACAUGCUGUGAAGAUUCCAGUGCUGAUUGGGUCUGGAGUGACGCUGGAGAAUGCAAGGAGCUACCUGGAUGCAAAUGCUUUAAUAAUUGGUUCAUAUUUCAAGAAAGAAGGUUACUGGGCAAAUAGUGUUGAUCCUGACCGAGUAAAGAAAUUUAUGGAUCAUAUAGGUAAACUGAGAGAAUGAAUUUAUCAUCAUAUAGUAUUGUGUUUGUGCAGAAUAAAAUCUGGCCACAGCAGAACUUCUGUGGGGUUACUGUACACAUCCAAUAUGAUAUACAGUACCAUGCACAAGUAACCUCCAUUAGCAUUCAUGGGAGUUGCAUGGGACUUGGAAUUGGUUAAUACAAUAUUAAAUGGGGGGGGGGAUCUUCUCCAUGGCUAGCCAAUAAAUCAGGGGGCAUUUUAAAGAAAACAGUUGUUCUCAGUUUCAUUUGUAGGCACAUUUCUGCAGCUUUCUACUCCCAUGUUCCAAUACUAAAUUAUCUCUUAGAAAUUUUCAGGAAUAUAUUCUUUACGACAGGUAAAGAAUUUGUUCAGCUUAAGAAUUAGCUGAGUUUUGUUUUAUGCGUGGAAUAUAAUAGGACACCCUAAGAUUGCAGCCACCAGAAUUGUAAAUUGGGCAGGUCAGUUAGCCUCUGUGUGCCUCAGUUUCUCCAUCUGUAAAAUCGGGAUAAUACCUAUUUUAAAAAAUGUUGUAGGACAUAAUGAAUGAGUUUUUGUAAAGCAGUUUCAUCUAAUAAAAUAAUAAUCAAACUGUCAAAAAAUA